CGUCGAUGUAUAUGUCUAUGGGGGAACUGGUCUGGCAAUUACAGCCGGCCAAUCAGUAUCCUUAUUUACCAUAGUCCCGCCCUCUGACUGACUGACACCAGAGGAGGAAGUGAAGUUGAUUGCAGUUUGAUUCUCCGUCCUCCACUAGACGCUGUCAAGUGGGAUACGUUUAUUAGGACCUUUUUUAAAACUGUGUUUACACUAAAGAGGAACACGGUUUGGGCUUCAAGUAAAGCUGAUGAGGGUGAAGUUCUUGUGGAUUAAAGUUUGAAACAGGGAAGACUCAGAGUUAUGGACUGACUCGAUUUCUCAGAUUGCUGAAAGUGAAAGCAAAUCUGGUCAAACAGCCUUGAGAAAGGACAGUGUACGGUAAAGACAAAAUGGCUUCUAAACUUGAAGAGGAUCUCUGCUGUCCUGUGUGCUGUGACUUCUUCAAGGAUCCUGUGUUUUUGACCUGUGCUCACAGUGUGUGUAAAGCCUGUCUGCAGCAGUUCUGGGACAGCAAAGGAUCCAGAGAAUGUCCCUACUGCAGGAGAAAGUGCUCAAAGGAAUUAUACCCUACUAACAUGGCGUUAAGGAACCUGUGUGAGACCUUCUUACAGGAGAAAAGUCAGAGAGCUUCAGCAGGGUCUGAGGUGCUCUGCAGUCUGCACAGUGAGAAACUCAAGCUCUUCUGUCUGGAGGAUAAUCAGCCUGUGUGUUUGGUGUGUCAGACCUCAAAGAAACAUAAAAAUCACAGCUUCAGUCCCAUAGAUGAAGCAGCACUGGACUGUAAGGAGGAGCUCAAGGUCAAACUGCAGCCCUUACAGGAGAAACUGAAGACCUUUGAGGAGGCUAAACUCAUCUGUGAUAAAACAGCAGCUCAUAUUAAGACUCAGGCCCAACACACAGAGAAGCAGAUCAAGGAAGAGUUUGAGGAGCUUUACCAGUUUCUACGAGAUGAAGAGGCGACCAGGAUAGCUGCACUGAGGGAGGAAGAGGAGCAGAAGAGUCAGAUGAUGAAGGAGAAGAUUGAGAAGAUGAGCAGAGAGAUCUCAUCUCUUUCAGACACAAUCAGAGCCAUAGAAGAGAAGAUGGGAGCUGAUGACAUCACAUUCCUGCAGGUGAGAACAAUCCCCUGUCUGUAUAAUGACUCUUACUUUGGGUUCUAUAUUGAGGUUAUAUUGAGAAUGCAGAGACACUCUGACAUCAGGUGCAGGGUGAUGGGCAGGGAGAGGGUUUCAGGAGCUCUGAUCAAUGUGGCAAAACACCUGGGCAACCUGAAGUUCAGAGUCUGGGAGAAGAUGCAGGAGAUUGUUCAAUACACUCCUGUGACUCUGGAUCCCAACACUGCACACCCACGUCUCAUCCUGUCUGAGGAUCUGACCAGUGUGAGUUUCAGUAGAGAGAGUCAGCAGCUUCCUGAUAACCCAGAGAGAUUUGAUGAGGGUUUCUGUGUCCUGGGCUCUGAGGGCUUUAACUCAGGGACUCACUGCUGGGAUGUGGAGGUUGGGGAUGGUGAUGUCUGGGACCUGGGAGUGAAGACAGAGUCUGAUCAGAGGAAGGGAGUGGGUGCCCUCAGUGGAGUCUGGCGUGUGAUUCAAAUUAGUGGUGCAUAUAAAGCACACUCUCCAUCCCAGCCCUCCUACACUCCCCUCACAGUGGAGCAGAAACCCCAGAGGAUCAGAGUGCAGCUGGACUGGGACAGAGGAAAGCUGUCUUUCAUUGACCCUGAUAAUAACACACAUGUACACACUUUCACACACACUUUCACCGAGAGAGUCUUUCCAUUCUAUGUGACAAUUGGCAGUGUCCCUCUUAGGAUUUUACCAGUAAAAUCUUGCAUAACGCUGAAGCAUCACAAGAAACAGGAACUCCAGAAGAUCAGAAUGGAUUGGACCUGUGCUGCGUAUGCCACCAACAUCACUGCCAAGGGUAGCCCACAGGUGGACUCCAGACGGCCGCAGAAACAGAGGCAGGCCCAAGGAGACUUGGAGGAGGACAGUGGAGACAGAAAUGAAGAAGCAGGGAUGGGCCUGGGUUACCUGGAGAGAUGUGCUGCAGACAGACCACGCUGGUGGGCUCAGUGCACACUGCAGGAUCCAGAGAGGAUUUCAGGAGCUCUGAUCAAUGUGGCAAAACACCUGGGCAACCUGAAGUUCAGAGUCUGGGAGAAGAUGCAGGAGAUUGUUCAAUACACUCCUGUGACUCUGGAUCCCAACACUGCAGAUCCACGUCUCAUCCUGUCUGAGGAUCUGACCAGUGUGAGAUGUGGUGAUGAGAGGCAGCAGCUUCCUGAUAACCCAGAGAGAUUUGAUGAGUGUAUUAGUGUCCUGGGCUCUGAGGGCUUUAACUCAGGGACUCACUGCUGGGAUGUGGAGGUUGGGGACAGUGAUGUCUGGGACCUGGGAGUGGUGACAGAGUCUAGUCAGAGGAAGGGGAGUUCCUGCAUUGGAGACUGCGGUGUGUUUCAUGAAAAUGGUGUAUAUGAAGCACACUCUCCCUCCGAGGCAGACACUCUCCUCACAGUGAAGCAGAAACCCCAGAGGAUCAGAGUGCAGCUGGACUGGGACAGAGGAGAGCUGUCAUUCUCUGACCCUGAUAAUAACACAAACCUGCACACUCUCACACACACUUUCACAGAGAGAGUCUUUCCAUACUUUUGGGCUGUCUCAGGCGUCCCUCUUAGGAUUUUACCAGUAAAAUCUUGCAUCACGCUGAAGCAUCACAGUUAGAGCUCAUACAGCCUCUGUCUUACCAUGGAUGAUAAGAAUGCAAACCCCUGAUAGUAACACACAUCUAUAACAUCUCUUAGUCAUAGCUUAUUACCUGUCUUCAACACGACAGGAAGCAAGCACACUAACAAUGCAGGCUCAUUUCUGUUCUCUCACCAAUCAAUUUCAAUUAAUUUGUUUAGAUGUUCAUUAUUUCUUACUUUGAUUUUCAAAAGAGUUUUGUCAGAAGCAAAA
This is a messenger RNA of Clupea harengus (Atlantic herring), 2948 nucleotides long. RefSeq names its product nuclear factor 7, ovary-like. The record is from RefSeq and is a predicted model, not a curated record. NCBI's taxonomy places the organism in Eukaryota, Metazoa, Chordata, Actinopteri, Clupeiformes, Clupeidae. The transcript has 10 exons. Bases 381 to 2714 code for a protein of 777 amino acids. Gene Ontology annotation, molecular function: zinc ion binding; protein binding.